AUGUUUUGUCAUCUUGGUAGAAAUGAGCCAGCAGAAAGGAGCGUGGGGACCCGGCUGGAGGUACAACUGCUUCGUCGCAAGCCUAAGCAGCAGAAAUUCCCUGAAUACUACGGUCCGGACGAGGAAGACGGCGUCUUUUACGACAAGGUGUUCCGCAAAAGAUCUUACGGAAAACUGCCGCGGAGCAACAGGCCGGCCCUCCAUCCGGAGAGACACGAGAGGUGUGACGACGACCAGGAUUGCCGGCGCUCUCCGAGUCAGAUCUGCACCAAGCGGGCCCGGGAGCCUUUCGGCCGCUGCCAGUGCCCAUACUACCGCCCCGUCGAGGUGGUCGUGGACGGCGUCGUCCGUUGCGUCCCAUCCAAAGACCUAUUCGACGAGUGCAGUAUGACGCAAGAGUGCACCGGCAGCAACCCUUACUUGAAGUGUGUCAACCGUUUGUGCGUCUGUAUUUCACCCAAUAUGAUCCAGCAUGACAACGAAUGUGGCCCAGGAUCAUCUCGUAGUAUGUUGGGAUGGCUGACGUGGAUUAUCCCUCUAACUGUGGCCUUGGCUGGCGUCUUGUCAUCUUCGGUGUGGUUUAUCUCAAAGCGGUACGAAAGUUCGCCCAAACAAAAAGUCACUUAAUCGUACA
Molecule: messenger RNA, 634 nt
Organism: Ixodes scapularis (black-legged tick)
Lineage: Eukaryota; Metazoa; Arthropoda; Arachnida; Ixodida; Ixodidae
Exons: 4
Coding region: 1-627 (208 amino acids)
Source: RefSeq, a predicted model, not a curated record